GUGGAGAAUGAGGAGAAUGUAUUGGUAUGUCUGAAGAUAAUCAUAGAGCUACAUAAACAAUACAGACCGCAGAUGAACGAGGAGAUUCAAGAUUUUCUGAAGUUUGUGAACCAGAUUUAUACAAAUUUGCCGUCACACCUGAACAAAAUUUUUGAGCCUCGUUCCCAGAUCAAGGUGAAGGAUGUUGCGGAGAUCAACGUAGACGCGUUACUACAAGAGACAUACACUGUUACAACAAUCAUGACUGACAAGAAAAAUGCAGAUAAUCAAAGCGUUUCAUACAACAUCAUACCAAAAGGUGUCCUCUCUCUAAAAGUUCUGGCAGAGCUUCCAAUCAUUGUGGUAUUAAUGUAUCAGCUGUACAAGCCGAACGUUCAUCAGGAGGUUGCAAACUUUAUACCACUGAUCAUGAACACCAUUGUUCUUCAACCUUUACAGCAACACAGAACACACCCAGCAUUCAACAAGGAAGUGUUUGUCGAUUUUGUCGCAGCUCAAAUCAAGACGUUGUCAUUCCUAGCUUAUAUUGUCAGAAUUUUUCAGGAACAGGUACAAACGUACUCGCAGAAGAUGGUUCAAGGUCAUCUGAGCCUGCUGUCCCUGUGCCCGCAGGAAGUUGCUCACCUUAGAAAGGAACUUCUCAUUGCUGCUAAGCAUAUUCUAGCAACAGACCUUAGGAACAAGUUUGUGAGCGUAAUAGACAAGUUGUUUGAUGAAGGAAUACUGAUAGGAAAUGGUUGGACAACAUACGAAUCUCUCAGGCCGCUAGCUUACAGUACAUUAGCAGAUCUCGUUCACCAUGUUAGACAGGCGUUACCUAUGACGGAACUGUCUAUGGCGGUGAAUUUGUUCUCGAAGAAUGUCCAUGACGAGUCGCUGCUGAGCAGUAUACAAACAAUGUCGUGUAAAUUGUUACUGAAUCUUGUGGACUGUAUAAGACAGAAAAGUGAACAAGAAAAUGGAAAUGGCAGAGAGUUGCUGAUGAGGAUGCUAGAGGUGUUUGUACUCAAGUUUAAGACUAUUGCCAAGAUACAGUUGCCACAGAUACUGUCAAAAUGCCAAAAGCAGCCAAAUCAGACAGCCACUGACCCAAGCAAGCCUGGAGAGUCUAAGACACCGCCCGCUACAACCCCCACCGUUUCAAGUAUUCCAACAACUCCUGGAGUCGUACCGGAGACCCCUACAUCAUCUGACGUGAAACCACCUCUAGGUAGCGUCUCUGCUGACAUCAAAGAGUCGAGUGCUUCAAAAGAUAAUGACAAGCCGCAGAACAGAUUUGGUGUGACACCUAGUCAGUACAACACAUACUCUGUGGCCGACUGCCGUGGUUUGGUGAAGACUUUGGUAUGUGGUGUGAAAACAAUCACCUGGGGUAUUGUGUCAUGCAAGGCUACUGGUACAGAUGUGACAGAUACAAGUCUAGUUCAGAACAAACAGUUCUUACCGAAGGAGACUCUGGUGUAUGUAAGACUGGUGAGGUAUGCCCUACAGGCGCUGGAUAUCUACACGAUUAAUGUAUCACCUAACGGACAAGCUGUAGUUAGACCUGCUGUGGUACAAACAGUGAGAACUAAAGAAGAAAAGGAAGUACUGGAACACUUUGCUGGUGUGUUUACGAUGAUGAGCCCGUUCACAUUUAAAGAGAUAUUUGCAACUACCAUAGAGUUUAUGGUUGAUCGUAUACACAACAACUACGCACUGCAGAUUGUUGCGAACACUUUCCUCGCUAACCCAUCGACGUCUGCUACGUUUGCCACCAUACUCGUGGAGUACUUGUUGGCAAGACUGGAGGAAAUGGGAAGUAACAUGGAGAGAAGUAAUCUAUACCUGAAGUUAUUCAAGCUGGUGUUUGGCUCUGUGUCUUUGUUUGCGAAUGAGAAUGAGCAAAUGUUAAAGCCUCACUUGCAUACUAUCGUGAAUCGUUCCAUGGAGCUUGCGAUGAGUGCCAAGGAGCCGUACAAUUAUUUUCUACUGCUACGAGCAUUGUUCCGCUCCAUCGGUGGCGGCAGUCAUGAUCUUCUGUAUCAAGAGUUCCUUCCCUUGUUACCAAAUUUGUUACAAGGUUUGAACAGUUUACAGAGUGGCUUACAUCGGCAGCACAUGAAGGAUUUGUUUGUAGAGUUGUGUUUGACCGUCCCAGUCAGGCUCAGUUCCCUCCUGCCAUACCUGCCCAUGCUGAUGGACCCACUAGUGUCCGCCCUCAACGGAUCCCAAACCUUAGUGAGUCAGGGUUUACGAAACACUCGAGUUGUGCGUGGACAACCUGCAACCGGAUUUCCUGUACGAUCACAUACAGCCGGUCAGAGCGGAGUUAAUGCAACUCUGUGGAGAACGUUACGGAACCCCCGUAGACAACAUUGCUCAUGUGGCAUUCAGGGUGGCUUGGAAAAUUUGGUGGCGGCAACAGGAAAAUGUUGA
Molecule: messenger RNA, 2418 nt
Organism: Ruditapes philippinarum (Manila clam)
Lineage: Eukaryota; Metazoa; Mollusca; Bivalvia; Venerida; Veneridae
Product: transformation/transcription domain-associated protein-like
Exons: 17
Biological process (GO): DNA repair; regulation of DNA-templated transcription
Cellular component (GO): SAGA complex; nucleus; NuA4 histone acetyltransferase complex
Molecular function (GO): transcription coregulator activity
Source: RefSeq, a predicted model, not a curated record